UGCUCGCGCGGUUGACACUGUUCACCUCCAACAGAGAAACUUCCUCGGAGUUCUCAGGCUCUUCUGUCUGCGCACCAAGUCAGACUUAGUGCUCAGAGUAAGCCACCGCUGUUGGGACAGUCCUACUCACUUCUGCACUUUUUAAGUUGUAUGCCCUAUUUUUUCUAACUUUUUAAAGUGAAGCCAACCUUUCCCCUUGGUUUCCGAUCCUUAUUUAGUUUGCUGGAGGUCGGUACCUACAUGAAUAUGCUCAGGAAUACAAGUUUUUCUUGCUCUUAAAAAGUGAAAGGAGUUUUUGACGGAGGCGAAAUUAACCUAUCUUAAACAUCAUAAACAUUUCAUAUUCGGUGUGGAUAUGGCUUGGAUUAAAUGGGGCCUCUUAUUUUCCCUCGGUUCUUUCCUCUCCCUGAUACGUGUGUCAGCGGAGCAGCAGCAGAGCCAGAGCGGCUUCAGGAGGCUGUUCGUGCUCCAGCCUGGGUCGGGGUCGACCGGAGCAGACGGCGGGGUGCGAGUCAGCUCCAUCUCGACGCGUCAUGGCGCAGCGGGGCAGCCGCGCACGUACAAUGUGGAGCUCACCGCGAACUUCGGCGGCCAGGUGCGGACCCGCAGGAUGGGGACGCAAGCGGCAUCACCCCCACAGCUCAGUCAUCAGCAGGCAGUGGUUUGGCAGAGCGGACAGGAACAGAGCCAGCAGAAGCAGCAAAUGAAUCUGUCCGGGGUGAAUGUCUGUGGAGGGCAGUGUUGUCAUGGAUGGAGUAAAGCUCACGGAUCGCACCGGUGCACAAAGCCUACCUGUAUCCCUCAAUGCCAGAACGGAGGAAUGUGCCUCAGGCCUCAGCUCUGUGUCUGCAAGCCUGGCUCAAAAGGGAAGGCAUGCGAACAGAAGACUGUGCCUACACACCCUGUUCCAGCAUUGCCUGGGAAUGGACCUACCCAAGAGCACCCCACCGGUCACACAAAGGGACAGAAUGUGGUGCCCCAGUGGCCAACACCUCAGCAACUGCCUUCCAUUGGUUAUGAAUCCGCCUCCCCACCAGCUAGCAACAUGGCCCACAUGAAACUAACCAUGAAGCCGGCCCCCCAGCUUGUGCGACCACAUUACAUCCAACAGCACAUCCAACAACAGAUCCAGCCCAUACUCCCAGGUCCGAGCCAGCAGUAUGCUAUAAAUCCCAAAUACUACCACAAACAUACCACACACACACAGUCCCAGCCAGAGAGGCCGAUCCCACUAACAGUGGGACACAACUCCUUCCAUGCAGCAGUGGGCAAUCAUACAGGAAGGAUCAAGGUGGUCUUCACACCCACCAUUUGCAAAUUAACCUGCAUCGGAGGCAGAUGUCACAACAACUGUGAGCAGGGAAACACCACAACCAUCAUCAGUGAGAAUGGCCACGCCACAGACACUCUGACAGCACCCAACUUCAGAGUAGUGGUGUGUCACCUGCCAUGUAUAAAUGGCGGUAAGUGCAGCACCAGAGACAAGUGUCAGUGCCCCCCCAACUUCACUGGAAAAUUCUGCCAGAUGCCAGUUCAGACAGGACACCAACAGCACCAGCAGGCGGCCGGUGGCUACAGCCAAACUGAGGUCCACUCUACGCACACGUUGCCUCUGACCUACAGCAAUGGCCAGAGUACUGUGUUCGGCCCCAACAUUGUCAACAUUCAUAUCAAACAUCCUCCAGAGGCUUCUGUCCAGGUCCACCAGGUGUCUCAGCUGGACAACUACCACAGCAACGGACACCAGCUGCAAGGUUCUCAGUCAAGCUCCUCUUCAAGUACCAGUUACACCUACCACCACACAGAGAACAGCCAGAAGAUCCAGCACCAUGGAUACAAUGUAGUCUAUCCCAGCCAGCAUGGCUACCAGGUUCCUCAGUACCAGCCUGUCACCUCCAAGAGCACUCUGGGCCGAUGCUACCAGGAGACGGCAGGCAGUCAGUGUGGGAAGCUUCUGCCAGGUCUCACUAAACAGGAGCAGUGCUGUAGAAGCAUUGGAACAUCCUGGGGUUUCAACAAAUGCCACAAGUGUCCAAACAAACCGUUUAUCCCUCUGAUAGAUUGUCCUCAAGGUUACAAGAGAAUCAACAGUUCUUAUUGCCAAGACGUGGACGAGUGCCAGCUACAGGGUGUAUGUCCCAAUGGAAACUGCGUGAACACCAUGGGCAGCUACCGGUGCAUGUGUAAACCUGGCUAUGUCCCCAACCUGAUGUUCACCACAUGCAUACCCAACACACCUGCCAUCCAUGAGGACAAAGGGGCUUGCUUCCGUUUGGUCAGCUCAGGGAGGCAGUGUUUGCACCCAGUUUCUGCCCAUCUGAGCAGACAGCUCUGCUGCUGCAGUGUGGGCAAAGCCUGGGGCCCUCGUUGUGACAAAUGCCCCCCUCCAGGAACAGCUAAGUUCAAAGAGAUCUGUCCUGGUGGAAUGGGCUACACUGUUCUACCAAAUCCACCUGUCAAUAAGCCAGUCAUCAUGCACCAGGAGCUCACUGACCUGCUACCCCUCCAGCCCCUGCCAACACUAGAGAGACCAGAGGAAACUUUUGGGAAUCCAGGGCCGAAUAUACCAGUAGCAACAACUGCACCAGAUCAGGAGCUGGUAGUUCCUGUGGUUAGUAAUAGGCCAGUAGUUGAACUGGUCCUGCCCCAGCUAUCUCCGGGUGUGUCCACUGUCAAGAUGGAGGCAGCCUAUCCAGAGGUUGUUGAGAGGAUUUCUCCACCUACACCUGUAGAGAUUCUCCCAUCCAAUGCAGGCCAGGACAUUGCCCCCACUCAGUCAGUUGAUGUGGAUGAAUGCCUGGUGAACCCUUAUAUUUGUGGCCAGGGGAUUUGCUACAACACAGCUGAGGGCUACACCUGCCACUGUGAUGAUGGAUAUCACCUGGAUGAUGCUCAAACCACCUGUGUAGAUGUAGAUGAAUGUUUGGAAAGCCCAUCUUUAUGCUUUGGUGGUCACUGCAGGAACACAAUGGGCAGCUUCCUGUGUUCAUGCCAGCAGGGAUUUCUUGUCAAUGAACAGGGAACCAGCUGUGUUGAUAUAGAUGAGUGCCAGGAUCAGUCGGUCUGUACCAGGGGCCACUGCAUAAACACUGAAGGCUCCUUCAUCUGUCAGUGUGGGCCUGGCUUCAAAGUAUCAGCGACUGGGGACCAGUGUGAUGAUGUGGAUGAGUGCGUAGACGAAGCUAGGCCUUGUGAGGCUGUGGGGGAGUGUGUAAACAACAUAGGCUCCUAUACCUGUACCUGCCCUCAGGGAUACCAGCAGAUCAACGGCACCAGCUGCAGAGAUGUUGAUGAGUGUGUGGAUGAGCCAGAGCUCUGUUCCCCCCAUGGCACAUGUUUAAACACGGAGGGAUCCUAUCUGUGUGUUUGUGAGAGUGGAUUCACUGCCAACCUUGACACGCCCUCCUGUGAUGACAUCGAUGAAUGUGGCCUGAAUGAAACAUUGUGUGGCCCUUACGGCUUCUGUGAGAACAGACUGGGGUCCUUCCAAUGCCUCUGUGACCAGGGCUACCAAGAGUCCCAGGAUGGCCAAGGCUGUAUGGAUGUGAAUGAGUGUGAGCUGCUGAGCAGUGUGUGUGGAGAAGCUCAGUGUGUGAAUGUGGAUGGUUCCUUCCUCUGCAUGUGUCCCAGCGGCCAGGAGUAUAAUGUCAUGAUCGCCAAGUGUGAUCCUGUUCCCACAAUGUCAUCAGUGGAGCGUAAGGAGUGCUACUAUCGUCUGAACGAUGAGAACCUGUGUGAGAGUGUCCUGACCAGCCAUGUCACCCUGCAGGAGUGCUGCUGCACAUUGGGAGCUGGCUGGGGUGACAACUGUGAGGUGUAUCCCUGUCCUGUCAAUGGCACAGACCAGUUUCACCACAUGUGUCCUUUUGGAAGAGGUUUGAUUCCCAGUGGAGACUUACUGUAUGGAGCAACCACUGCUGACAACUACAAAAAUGCAGAUGAAUGUAUGCUGUUUGGGAAGGAGGUGUGUAAAGGAGGCUUCUGUCAGGAUACUGUGGGGAGUUUCGAGUGUUACUGCAAGGCUGGGGAGGACUACGACCCUGCUACACUGGAGUGCAGAGACAUCGAUGAGUGUCUGGAUGAGUCGGUGUGUGGUGGCGGACACUGCGUGAACACAGAUGGCUCAUACAUGUGUUUCUGUGCACCUCCCUUGAUGUUGGACCCUAUUCGUAACAGCUGUGUCAUCAAUCCCGAGAACACCAGCCCAUAUGAGGCGCAACAGAGGGACUUCCAGGGGAUCUGCUGGCAGACUAUUACAGAAACCACCAUGUGUAGCGAGCCACUGGGCCUCGACAGGAAGACCACAUACACAGAGUGCUGCUGCCUGCAUGGGAAGGCCUGGGGCAUGGACUGUGCCCUGUGUCCACCCAGAGACACCGUGCAUUAUGCAUACAUGUGUAACCUUCCUGUGGGUGGCGAGCAGCGGCUGUACGGACAGGACGCUCUUGUGGCCGGCCCAGUCCAUGAAUAUGAAGUGAGCCCAGAUUACUCACUGUCACCUGAGCAGGAGGCUGCCCUGUCCUAUUAUGAGAACAAGGAGUAUCCACAUAAGGCAUUUGAGGGAUUGCGAGCAGAGGAGUGUGGGAUACUGAAUGGCUGUGAGAACGGUCGGUGUGUCCGGGUUCAAGAGGGUUACACUUGCGACUGCUUUGAUGGAUACACCUUGGACCUGUCCCGCAUGGCUUGCAUCGAUGUAAACGAGUGUUCGGAACUGAACAGUCGGAUGUCGCUGUGUAAGAAUGCCAAGUGUAUCAACACAGUGGGCUCAUAUAAGUGUGUGUGUCUGCCAGGCUUCACUGCCUCUGACAAACCCAACUACUGUGUGGAGGCAGCAACAGACCAGACAUCAACGCACACACCGUGAGCAUGGACAGGCACCGCGCAGGGACGAGAAUAAACACAAAACCACAUGUACAACUUUGUAAUACUAUACUUGUGAGGACAUCCGCUGACUACAUGCAGUCACUGCUAAAUACUUAACACCAUCCUUAAAGUUAAACUUGCUGGUGUCCAGCAGUGCUCUCGAAUCUCAGACCACUUCACAGCAGAUCACCAUCAGUGACCUGGAGGAACAUAUAACAAAAAUAUUCUCUUCACUCACCGUAUUACACUUCUGCGCUGCACCACCUAGGAGUUUUUUCCUCUUGUAUUAUAUUAAUUAUAUUUUUCAUUUUAAUGGUUUUUUUAAUGUGGACAUGUUUAAAUAAACCAUUCCUAAAUAUUAUGAAGUACCCCAGUGUUAAAGGAUAAGGUCAGUCAUUUUCUAUAUUAACAGC
Molecule: messenger RNA, 5276 nt
Organism: Monopterus albus (swamp eel)
Lineage: Eukaryota; Metazoa; Chordata; Actinopteri; Synbranchiformes; Synbranchidae
Gene: ltbp1
Product: latent transforming growth factor beta binding protein 1
Exons: 30
Coding region: 356-4864 (1502 amino acids)
Molecular function (GO): calcium ion binding
Source: RefSeq, a predicted model, not a curated record